AUGCCUCAUUACGAGAACUUUUUUCCACUACAGAUUCUUCUCAAACUUGAAAAUCUUCAACCUAUUGGAUCUUUCAAGCUUCGUGGAGCUUGCAAUGCCAUUGAGCAGUUAUCUGCUGCUGAGCUUGUAGAUGGUGUGUAUACAGCAAGUGCAGGUAACUUUGCUCAGGGUCUUUCCUGGAAUGCCAGACAACGCCACCUGCCUUGUCAAGUCAUAGUUCCAGAGACUGCCCCAGCAGCCAAACUGGAUGCUAUCUCUAGGCUUGGAGGGAUAAUAACCAAGGUUCCUUUUGACAGAUGGUGGAAGAUCAUCCAAGACAAACACAUGGAAGGCAUGAUGGGACACUUCAUACAUCCAGUGGUGGAUCCACACGUCAUGGCAGGUAAUGGCACAGUAGGACUUGAAAUACUGGAGGAUGUCCAUGGCGUGGAUGCCGUACUAAUUCCAUAUGGGGGAGGCGCUCUGUGUGCUGGCAUAGCCACUGUUGUCAAGGCCAUCAGUCCCAAGACUAAGGUGUUUGCUUGUGAGGUAGAGACUGCUGCUCCCCUGAAGGCUGCCCUUAUAGCUGGUCAGGUCAUUGAAUGUGACUACUCACGCAGCUUUGUUGACGGAAUAGGCAGUAAGAGCGUCUUGUCAGACAUGUGGCCUAUUGUCCAGGACCUGCUGGACGACUCUCUGGUGGUGAGCCUAGAGCAAAUAUCUGAGGCUAUCAAACUAUUGGUAGAGAGGAAUCAUAUAGUGGCUGAGGGUGCUGGAGCAGCCCCUGUGGCUGCAGCUCUGGCUGGUCUUGCAGGCCAUGGAAAAAUUGUCUGUGUUGUAUCUGGCGGUAAUAUUAACUCUGGUCAUCUCAUCAAGAUUUUACAAGGGCAAUUACCAAACUAGGCAAAACUUAAGUAUUUAUUCAGUGACUGUUAGAAUCAAUUAAAACUCCUUUGAUUCAGCCAGACGUUUGCUGAACUAAAAACAGAUGUAAAGAUGAGAGCGACUCAAAAAUCUCUGAAUUAAAGGAAACUGUUGAGACAUCGAAUGAGGAGACAAAUGAAGACGCACAAGUAAGAGGGGUAUUAUUUCCUGUCUAUGGGAAAGAGGACGGCAACAAAGGGGAGACAACCAAAGAGACCAUUUAGAAAAUAAUGGAGAAUACUUCAGGAUAAACUAUACUUUGCAAAUAAAUGCAUCUGAUGUUGACACUGCUCACAGGCUGGGCUCCUAUACCCCAGUCUGGGCCCCUAUACCCCAGCCAGGGCCCCUAUACUCAGGAGAGUAAAUUCAUGACGGUUAAUGAAAAGACUGAAACCACCUGAAGGAGAAAAUGCUGCAGGGAUCGAUUUGGAAUUGUGAUCAAAGAACUGACAGGACAGAAUCGCCAUCUUUUGAAAAAUGCCAUAUCACACAGCCUGGCUGAUUCACCAUGGUCCAAUGGAAGAACAGUCUGGGGCCAGAUCACGCAUUAUUUGUUAUUUGUUUUUGUCUUUCUUUUCUGCUCUGAAAAAUAAUUGAACUCUCUGUGGACUUUUUCAUGUGAUAUAAAGCUUCAGAUAUUAGUGUGAUAUUGUUUUACAGAAACAAUAAAGACAGUCUAUACCGAGUACAGAAACACUGUAGUUUAAUUCCCUGGAAUAAAUACCAGGAUAAGACUUAAGUUUUAUUUCUGGCCAUUUCUCUCUUAUACGAAAGAUAUAUAUCUGCACAUUUUCUGACAAAUGUCACAUAUACAUAUCCCUAACAUUCAAUUCUGGUGGUGUUGAAGGAGGAGAAAAUCAUAUUGUGCAAAAAUUACCCGAAGCAUUUAUUCUAUAAUCAUUCUCUUCUUUACAAGUAACAACGUCAAGCCAGAUAGAUAUCAGGAAAGCUUGAUUGUAUAAAGACAUUGCUGUGUACUAAUGUUUGAGUCAGAUAUGCAUGUUUCAUCACACAUACGUGCACCCAUCCAUACACACAUACAUACCAUGCAUACAUACACCCACCCAUACACACAUACAUAUCAUGCAUACAUACACUCACCCAUACGUGCACCCACCCAUACACACAUAUAUAUCAUGCAUACAUACACCCAUCCAUACACACAUACAUAUCAUACAUACAUGUACCCACCUGUACAUACAUACAUACAUACAUAUCAUACAUACAUGCACCCACCUGUACAUUCAUACAUAUCAUGCAUACGCACACCCACCCGUACAUGCAAUGAUGCAUACAUGCACCAACCCGUACAUACAUAUAUCAUACAUACAUGUACCCAUGCAUACAUACAUACAUAUCAUA
This is a messenger RNA of Liolophura sinensis, 2265 nucleotides long. RefSeq names its product L-threonine ammonia-lyase-like. Bases 1 to 882 code for a protein of 293 amino acids. Gene Ontology annotation, molecular function: threonine deaminase activity; L-serine ammonia-lyase activity. The transcript has 2 exons. The record is from RefSeq and is a predicted model, not a curated record. Gene Ontology annotation, biological process: L-threonine catabolic process; L-serine catabolic process. Lineage: Eukaryota; Metazoa; Mollusca; Polyplacophora; Chitonida; Chitonidae.